GCAUUGCUUUUGCUUGCAGAAUAAAAAACAUCAGUAACUGCAGACUGAGAUAGUGAGAUGGCAGAGUCUCAGAAGGGAGAUUCUUCUUCUGUUAAUAUGAAGGAGAAAAACUCAUUGCUAGAUAUGGAUAUUGGGAAGGACUUCCUUACUUCUUGGAAAUCAAUGGCAGAAGGAGAUGGAAUGGAUUUUGACCUUACACCGGUCACUAAGGGCAAUAAAAAAUCAUUUCAAUUUGACAAAGCGGAUAUGGAUUUUAACUUGGAUGCUGAUUUUGGGAAGAUGUCAUCUUUCAAUAUGGAUAUGUCAGAUCUAGAUAUCUCCCCGCCACUUAAAAAAGAUGCAAAAUCCAAGGAGUCGAAAGAAUCAUCCAGUGGAAAGAAUAAAGGAAAAAAUGAUCGUUUUACUUUCGCAUUUGAUUUUGAUGAGUUGGAUAAAUACAAUUUUGAUUCAAGCCCAGCGAAAGAGGAUUCAAAAGCUAGAAGGGACAAAGAUAACAAAGAAAGUUUUCUCAAUGGAAGUGCGUGUCAAGAUAAGGAAGAUGCUAUGCACAUGAACCUAAUUGGAAAUACGAGUACCUUAGAAGAAGUGCCCCAAAAGGAAUCUGUACCCGGUACUGAGAUUACUUUUGACAUAGAUAGUCUAGUUGAAGGGAGUGCAGAUCUUGAACCCACAAGGAAAAAUUGUCCCUCUAAUUUGGCAAUGGACGAUGGUGCUACUUCAGAACAUUCAGCUGUAAUUGAUGAAGUUGCAUAUGAUAAAGCAAAGAUCAUUCCAGAGGCAACAAUUGCUCCAAUGGAAUUAUCAAAAACCAGUCGAUUCAAAAAUUUGGUUUCUUCAAAAGGAGUUGAUCUUGAAGCUCAUAUUGGAACCGAUCCCGUGCAUGAUUUGUCAUUUGAUACUCUCUCUAAAAAUGAGCCAAAUGGAGGUAAUUCAUCAGAGACAAAAGAUAAGUCUGACUCCAUCGAUACAAAUGGCACCGUCUCAAAUGGAGAGAAAGAUGUUAAUAUGAUAUCAAUAUCUGGCUCAACGUACAAUUAUGAACACACAAUGUCUGAUAACCCACAGCCCCUGCAGACUAUUGCGAUCCCAGAGAAGAAUAGUGGUGAGAAGACUCAGGCUGGGCUUGAAAAUCGUGUGAUGGAUAAUAGAGAGAAAACUGAACGAGGUCAAGUUAGUGAACUAGUUGAAAAAUCUCGUACAACUAGUGAUGUAUCAAAGGUGCUCUGUGACACACCACCUGGCAGAGAGAACCAGGAAAAUGCUUCGAAAACCCUCAACUUAUCCUUAGUCAGCAAGUCCAGUCAACCAGCUGAUCAGUUAGAGAAAGAAACAAAGAACAGAAGAGAAAACCUUGUUACCUGCUCAAGGUUUUUUAUUCAGGCACAGAAACUUGAACGUCCGGUGCAGAAGGUGUCAACACAGACAACAUUUUCCUCAUUAAGUAGUAAUAAGAUGGGCUCCAUUCAACCUGGUUCAGCUGAAGGCAGAAGGUCUGUUAUAUUUAUAAUUCAAAAUAUCUUCGUGAAGCAUUCAUUCUCAAAUAAAUUUUUCUUAUGUAAAACAGGGACCGCGAUAGUGUUCAAAGUGAUAGAAAACUAGUUUCCCUACCCUUG
Messenger RNA from Erythranthe guttata (spotted monkey flower), 1613 nucleotides. The record is from RefSeq and is a predicted model, not a curated record. NCBI's taxonomy places the organism in Eukaryota, Viridiplantae, Streptophyta, Magnoliopsida, Lamiales, Phrymaceae.